Cucurbitaria berberidis CBS 394.84 is the source of this 507-nucleotide messenger RNA. RefSeq lists its product as uncharacterized. The record is from RefSeq and is a predicted model, not a curated record. The transcript is spliced from 2 exons. Gene Ontology annotation, molecular function: RNA binding; RNA nuclease activity. Lineage: Eukaryota; Fungi; Ascomycota; Dothideomycetes; Pleosporales; Cucurbitariaceae. The coding region runs from base 1 to 507 and encodes 168 amino acids.
AUGCAGCUUACCAGCCUCUUCUUCUACGUCCUCACGGUCGCCACCGCGGUGUCAGCUGCUCCGACCCCGACAGACCUUGCCGUUAGGUCACCUCCAACCAAACUGCCUUCCACGAUCCAUGGAUUUCCACCCAACGACUGGGAAUGCAAGACUAGCCAGACAAAGCCCACGACCCGAAAGUUCUCCGCCGACUACAUCAAGAGAAGCACCGAGUAUGCACUCGAACUCCGCGACAAUGGCAACAACAAGGCAGGAAACAGCAAAUACCCAGAGUACUUUACCAACCCGGAGAGUAUUCCUGGCCUGGAGGACUACAAGGGCCAGACCAACAUUGAUCACUUCCCCCUCAACUAUGACGACAAGACGGUAUUCACGGGCGGCACGCCAACCAGUGGCGCCCGUGUCGUCUACCAGCAUGACGUUGAUUCUGACGUGGCCACAUUCAUUGGAGUGUGGUCUCAUGCAGGAAGGACCAAUGGCAAGUUUGAGAAGUGCACAGAGAAGUGA